GUGAAGCGUAUUAUUAAUUUACUAACGGUCCCACAGAGACUGAGUUUGUGCAGUUUACAAUUUUUGUACUUCUAUUUUAUUAUGAAUGCCUGAGAUUUUGGCUUUUUCGUUACUAUUCACAAGCUUCCAAACACUGGCAAAAAUGGGUCUGUGUGUGCUUUUAAUUCACUUAAGAGAUCUGUGUUAUGUUAAAUGUUGGUGACUACACAAAUUUUAAGAACAUGAGAAAAACUUCAUUAAAAAAUGUAACAAAAUGUAAACAGGAUAUUUAGCUUAUGUCAGUGACAGACUGAAGUAUCCUCUUCCCCCAAAGACGUCAGUACAGUAUUUUUCUUCUGGUCAAUUAGUUAUAAACUUGUUUCUUGACUCGAAAAUUUUUUAAGUUUAAAAAAAUAGUAACCUAGACUAAAUUUAAACAAAUGGUCUUAUUUUUACGCUGUUUCAAAAAAAUCAUGGAAAGUAUACAUUAAAAUCUCUGAAUUAUAGUUUUUUUUUUUAGACUUGAAGGGGACUUGGAAGUAUUUACUUCAAACACAUUGAGAACGCGUUGAAUUCACACUGAAAACAAAACACAAAUACAGUGUUUUUCAAGGGAGAAAGUGAUUAUCUUAUCAGGCGUCGGACUGCAGAGCAAGGGCAAGGCAUAAAACGAUCUUUUCUCAGCUCAUGGUCUUGCGCUCAUUCGUUGCAGAACCCUCAGAGGUGGCAGGUCUUCAGACAGGACGAUUCGCUUACACCUGCAGAUCACAAAGCACCCGGGAUCCAGAGGGAAGAAGUGACUUGGCUAAGACCCGAGGCCGCUACCCAGAGGCCAUUCCAUUCUUCAUGACUCUCCUAGAGAUCAUUUCCAGGCUCCUGUCCAGAUGACUGGACAAUCGCGCGGCUUAGGCUUCGUCUCCCUGUUUCCAAGCCUCGUUUUCUCGUCCCUGCUGCCGUCCGAGCAGGCGUUCUAGGUAGGCGCCCACGAGCAGAACCCGGUGGUGCUGCAACAGGCCGCCCCAGAGGCAGGCACAGGCCUAGAUGCGGCCCGGGCUCCGGCGCCGCGUGAUAAAGCCCAAAAUAGGUGCAGACCCACACGUGUCCCCGCCGGCGCCCGGGCCUCCGCUCCAACGCCCAAUCGCUGCGGCCGCCUGGCGCUCGGGCCGCGUGGGCCGGCGCUCGGAGACCCGUCCCGGGAGACACCGCCCGUCGCCAUGCGCUUCAGGUUCGGGGUGGUGGUGCCGCCCGCCGUGGCCGGUGCCCGCCCGGAGCUGCUGGUCGUGGGGUCGCGGCCGGAGCUGGGGCGCUGGGAGCCGCGGGGCGCCGUGCGCCUGAGGCCGGCGGGCACGGCGGCGGGCGCGGAGGCGCUGGUGCUGCAGGAGCCGGGCCUGUGGCUCGGGGAGGUGGAGCUGGCGGCCGAGGAGGCGGUGCAGGACGGGGCGGAGCCGGGCCGCGUGGACACGUUCUGGUACAAGUUCCUGAAGCGGGAGCCGGGAGGAGAGCUCGCCUGGGAAGGCAAUGGGCCUCACCAUGAUCGUUGCUGUACUUAUAAUGAAAACAACUUGGUGGAUGGUGUUUAUUGUCUCCCAAUAGGACAUUGGAUUGAGGCCACUGGGCACACCAAUGAGAUGAAGCACACCACAGACUUCUAUUUUAACAUCGCCGGCCACCAAGCCAUGCAUUAUUCAAGAAUUCUACCAAAUCUCUGGCUGGGGAGCUGCCCUCGCCAAGUGGAACAUGUAACCAUCAAACUGAAGCAUGAAUUGGGCGUUACAGCUAUAAUGAAUUUCCAGACUGAAUGGGAUAUUGUCCAGAACUCCUCAGGCUGUAACCGCUACUCAGAACCCAUGACUCCAGACACCAUGAUUAAGCUGUAUAAGGAAGAGGGCUUGGUCUACAUCUGGAUGCCAACACCAGAUAUGAGCACCGAAGGCCGAGUACAGAUGCUGCCACAAGCCGUCUGUCUCCUUCAUGCCCUUCUGGAGAACGGACACACCGUGUAUGUCCACUGCAACGCUGGAGUGGGCCGCUCCACUGCCGCCGUGUGCGGCUGGCUCCAAUAUGUGAUGGGCUGGAGUCUCAGGAAGGUCCAGUACUUCCUCAUGGCCAAGAGGCCAGCUGUGUACAUUGAUGAGGAUGCCUUGGCCCGCGCACAAGACGAUUUCUUCCAGAAGUUUGGGAAGGUUCUCAUUAAUCAAUGAAAAUUGGCAAUUACAUGAAAAAGCAGGUCAAAGGGGAAGACACCACAAUGAAGACAUGAAGAUGGAAACUUGAAGAGUGUGCCUGAGACAAUGAAAGCGCAAAGCUGUCUCAGCUUUAGCUACUUGUCAUUAGUAUUAACAAAACUUUUCAAACACGGCUUUCUCAAGGAAAACCCUAAGUCUUAAAUCAUGUUAAAGAAAUAUGCAAAAGGGGUGGAUUUUCUUAAAUUUAAAAUAUGUUCCUUCCAUUAUUUUCUGUGCUGAUGUUAGGUACAGUCUUUAAAAAAACACAUAAUGUCUAUGACAAACAUUAAGUAUUUAGCUUGACCUAAGAAAUAAUAAUGAAACAAUGUAUUCAGGACCUUGGAAAUGAUAGAUUUGAAAGCAACUUAGGUAGAAAAUGAAGACUUGCCACACAUGAAAAACCACUGAAUAGCUAAAUAUAGUCAUUUAGAUCAGAAGUAAAGCUGAAAGUAUCUUUAGAGAUCAUGUCACCUCAUUCCAGACCCAGAGAUGUCAUAUGACUUUUUCCUAUAGCAAGGAGGAAAACUCUGGAUAAGGCAGGAAGAUAGACUCUGGUGUCGAAAAAUUGUAGAAAUCACAAAAAUGAGAGCAGAUAUUGUUAGUGGGGAAGAGUUGGUGGGAGGUUUAAUGGAAAUUGGAGUAAGUACAAGAAAACUGGCUAAGAUGAGAAAUAGCAAAGAAUAGUGACAUUUACAAAAGAAGAAAAUGCAGUUUAAAGUGGGGGCAUUGUGGGAGGUCAGGGCAGGUGCCCAGGAUAGUGAGGCAUGCUAAGUAUCCACCUCCUUCUCUUCUCUGCUUAUAUUACAGCAGGAAAAAGGGUCAGCUAGGUGUAGUUUGUUAUCAAAUCAUGGGAUGGCUGCGCAAUUGCUUAUUAUCUGCUAGGAAAAAGAGAGGGGCCGACAUUGUUGCCUAGUCGAUUGGGCUGCUCCCUGAGACACUGGCAUUCCAUAUGAAUGACAGUUCUAAUUCCUGCUGCUCUACUUCCAAUCCAGCUCCCUGUUAAUGUGCCUGAGAAAUCAGUGGAAGAUAGCCCAAGUGCUUGGGUUGCUGAACCCACAUGGGAGAUCUGGUAGAAGCUUCUGGUUUCUGGCUUUGGUCUGGCUCAGCCCUGCCCGUUGCGGCCAUUUGGGGAAUUAACCAGCGGAUGGGAGAUAUCUCUGUCUCACUGUCUCUCUAUGAACCAGCGGAUGGGAGAUCUCUCUGUCUCACUGUCUCUCUCUCUCUAUUUCUCUGUAACUCUGCCUUUCAAAUAAAGGAAGUCUUUAAAAAGAGAAUCUGUUAGAAGACAGGAAUAUGGAUAAAGGGGAAGGAUAGAUGAUGUUACUUCCAUUUGAACAAUAAUAAUGAUAAUAAUAAAGUAAGAGAAAGAACAACAGUAACAACUCUGUUCUUUCCAUCCCUAAACCAUUAUUCCAACAGACUUCACCAGUUGGUUAAUGCAAAAAUGUUGCUGAAAGCUUGGUCGCUGUCCCUGAUGUCAAAUCAAAAUGAGGACAAGGUUUUGGAGUGAAGGAAAGAGUACAUUUAAUCCAUCAACAUUUAUCUAUUGACAGAGUCUCAACAGCUACCACUUUGUUGAAUGAAGUGUUACGGGAUUUAUAAAGGAGCUCCUCCACCACAUUGACAAAUCAAAGUUCUAACUGAUGAACUUUUGGGAGAUACACUCAAACCAUAGUGCAUCCUAACCUCAGAGUCAUCCUUGAUGCUUCUCUGCCUUUCAAAUGUCAGGUUUGACCCAUCAGGAAAAUAUGUCAAGGAUUACCUGUAGUCUCCAUGCUUCACCUCCUUCAACAGCCAACCUGGUCAGAGCCAGCAUGAUCUCAAAACAGAUUUCAGCAAUGAUCUCCUACCUGGUCUCCCUGCCUCUAUUCUCUCUCUCUCUCUCUCUCUUAACCCCUACAAUUAUCAAACAACGACACAGUGGCCAGGGUAAUCCUAUGAAAAUGUGCCUCAGAACAUUUCACUUCUGUGCUCAACAUCUACAAUAACUUUACAGGUCACUCGGGUGCAGGUCAAAGCCUUUCAAGGACGUACACAAUGUGGUCCUUUGUAACCCUCUGAAUCAUUUACUGCUGCCUUCCACCUCAUCCACUCUGCUCUAGUUACACUGCCUACCUUGCUGUUCUGUGAAUAUACUGGGAAGAUUUCAGCCUCAGGGCCUUUGCGCUUGCUGUUCUGUAUACCUGGAAUGCUCUUUGAACAGGUGUGCAGAUGGCUUGCCCCAAUACCUCCCUCAGUAAUGCCUCUCUAGAUAACUAUUAAAAUUGCCAAUCCUGGCCUUAUCUGUCCACAAUCUCUGCUUUACUUUUCUUCAGUGGACUUGUUGACAGACAUACAAUGUAAAUUACUAAUUCACUUUAUUAUAGACAUCUUGUCACUCACUACAAUAUAAAUCUCAAAGGUAAACAUUUGUAUCUGUUUUGUUUGAUGAUAUACCAAAGAGUGACUGCAACAGAGUUUGUACAAAAAUACAAUGUUGCAGGUGUUUGCUUCUUUUUUCCUUUUUUAAAGAUUUAUUUAUUUAUUUGAAAGGCAGAGUUACAGAGAGGCAGAAGCAGAGAAAGAGAGGUCAUCCAUCUGCUGGUUUACUCCCCUAGAUGUCCACAAUAUCUGGAGCUGCACUGAUCUGAAGCCAUGAGCAUGGACCCAAGGACUUGGGCCAUCUUCCACUGUUUUCCCAGAUCAUAGCAGAGAGCUGGAUGAGAAGCAGAGAAGCCAGGACUCCAACCAGCACCCAUAUGGGAUGCUGGCACUGCAGGUGGUGGCUAUACCUGCUAUGUCACAGCACUGGCCCUGCAAUGUUGUUUUCUAAGUGCUUUACAAUGCUAUGAAAUAUUAUCCCUAUUUUACAGAUAAAAAUAUGGUUAUAGAGAGAAUAUAAAUUCAUUCUAUAGAAAACCAAAAGUUUCCCUCCUGAUUUGUGGAGUCAGCUGUGAAUCAAAUGCACUUUGUUAGCUCUAGCCACAUCACAUUAUGACAGUACUUCAAAAACUUCAUGGGGAAAUAGAAUUAAGCCGUAGGUCUAUUUUGAUGCAAACUGCUUUUGAAAUUUACUGGUGCUUUUGUCUUAAUAUGUAUUUUACAUGAACUUUUAGAAGAGCUCUGCACAUGAAUUUCAAGGGAAUUUUUGCUCUUAAUUCUAUUUCCAUGAACUUUUUGAAGAACUUGUUGCAGUAGUUUUUGAUGGAAGCUUUGAUAAUGUUUCAUGGAAUGGGUGCCUUAGACAAUGAUGAUUCAAUCUCUCGUAGUUCUGGAGACUUAAAAUUCAAGAUCAGAGCAUCAGCAGAGUUAGUUUCCACUGAGGACUGUGAGAAAGAAUCUCUUCCAAGGCAUUUUCCUAUUUUCUGGUAGUUUGCCAUCAAACUUGGCUUGUAGGGCAUCACACUGUUCUUUCUUUCCUCUUCAUGUGACAUCCUUUAUGUGUAGGACUCUGUGUCCCAAUUUCCUCUAUUUAUAAGGGCACCAGUCACUUUGGGUCAGAUCCAUUCUACUCUAGUACGACUCCUUGCUAACUAAUUGUAUCUGUAAUUGCAGUAAUUUCAAAUAAGGGCAUGUUCUAAAAUAAUGGAGGCUAUGAAUUCAACAUAUGAAUUUGUGUGGGGGGGCAUAAUUCAACCCAUGACACUAUUGAAGUCAACUAUCUGAACACUAUGGAGAAUGAAAAACAAAACAAAAAAAAUUGAAGUGGAUUAAAGAGGAAUGGACAUUUGAAGGAAGAGGCAAGAAUGGGAUGAUUUUCCAUUUACUCUUGUUUAGUUUGUAAAUGAGUACUACUGAAAGAUUGUCAAAUAUAGACAGAAAAUAUGAACCAAUCAAAUACAAUGAUGGAUUCCUGUACUGUAAUUAUAUCAGGUAAAUCAGCAAUAUUAUUGAAAGGAAUAUUUAAAACCCUGUGAAAAAAAUAUUGUGUCAUCAAAAAUAAAUUCAAAUUGGAUUCAAGACUUAAACAUAAGACCUGAAAACUAAAGUGAACCUAAGGGAAAAAGUUCCUUGGCAUUGGUGUCGGCUAUGACAUUUUUGGAUGUGACACCAAAAAUGCAGACAACAAAGGUAACAAUAAACAAGUGAGAUUACAUCAAACUAGUUUCUGCACAGUAAUGAAAAAUUCACCAAAAUGGAAAGGCAACCUACAGAAUGGGAGAAGUAUUUGCAAACCAUAUGUCUAAUAACGGAUUAAUAUCCAAAAGAUAUAAGGAACUCAAGUCAAAAGUAAAAACCAAAUGACAAACUUAAAAAUCUGCAAAGUACUUAUAUAGAUGACAUAGAAAUAGUCAGUAGGCAUAGGAAGAGGUGCUCAAUAGCUCCUAUCAUCAGGGAAAUGCAAAUUAAAACCACAAUGAACUAUUAUCAAAAUGGUGGGUGAUUACUCAUGUAUUUGGUCCUAUUUGUACUCAUUUAGUUUUUAUUUUUUUUAAAGACUUUAUUUAUUUAUUUGAGAGGUAGAGUAACAGACAGUGAGAGGUUCACUCCCCAGAUGGCUGCAACGGCCGGAGCUGUGCCAAUCUGAAGCCAGGAGCCAUGUCCUUCCUGGUCUCCUGCAUGGGUGCAGGUGCCCAAGGACUUGAGCCAUCUUGUAUACUUUCCCAAGCAAUAGCAGAGAACUGGAUUGGAAGACAGGAGGCCAGGACUCGAACCAGCACCCAUAUGGGAUGCCAGUACCUCAGGCAGAGGAUUAACCUACUGCACCAAGGCACUGGCCCCGAAUUUAGUUUUUAUUUCAAAAAAUUGUUUUGCUUUUCUGUUUCUUUUCUUUAAUUCUUUUUAAUUUAAAAAACAUAUAAAAGGAACACUUUUAAUGUAUUCAUACAUACAGUUUUAAGAACAUAAUGAUAGUUCCCACAAGACUUCUCUCACUCCAACCCUUCCUCAUCCUUCAUUUCAUAUAUAGGUGUUUAUAUAGUAUACUAAUAAAUACACUAUAUAUAUUAUACUAUAUAUACUAUACAUUUGCUUAUAUAUAUAUGUUAAUCUUCACAUUGACAUUUUUUCAAUUUAUUUUAUAAUCACAAGCUUAAACCUCCAUUAAAUAAAGAAUUCAACAAGUAGUCAGUAAAACUCACUGUUACUUCGGAGCAUUGACUAAGGGCUAUAGACAAUAUUCAAAUCCCAGGAUGUCAAUUUCACUCAUAUACAUUAUAACUUUUGUUCUUCAUAUAUUAAUUAUGACAAAACAUGGGAAAUAUAUUUGUCUUUUUGGCACUGGCUUAUUUCACUAAGCAUAGUGGUCUCCACUUGCAUUCAUUUUGUUGUGAAAGAGAGGAUUUCAUUCUUUUUUUUAAUGGCUGAGUAGAAUUCCAUCAUGCAUAUAUAUUACAAUUUCUUUAUAUAGUCCUCAAUUGAUGGAUAUUUGGGUUGAUUUCAUAUCUUAGCCAUUGUCAGUUGAGCUGCUUUAGAUAUGGAUAUACAGAUAACUCUCAUUUGCUGAUUUCAUUUCCUUUAGAUAAAUUCCCAGUACUGGGAAGGCUGGGUCAUAUAGUAGGUCUAUUUUCACAUUUCUGCAGAAUCUCCAUACUGCCUCCAUAAUGGUUGUACUACUUUACACUCUCACCAACAGUGUAUUCAGGUACAUUUUCCCCGUCUCUUCACUAGCACUUACUUUUUGGAUUUUUGAUAGCCAUUCUAACUGGGGUGAGGUGAGACCUCAUUGUGGUUAUUAGUGGCAUUUCCCUGAUGGCUAGUGAGCCUGAGCAUCUUUUCAUGUGUCUGUUGGCCGUUUGUAUUUCAUCAUUUGAAAAAAAUGCCUAUUCAUAUCCUUAGGGCAUUUCUUAACUGGAUUGUUUGUUUUGUUGUUGUUGAGUUUCUUGAGCCCUUUAUAUAUCCUGGGAAUUGUUCCUUUAUCAGAUGUACAGUUUGAAAUAUUUUCUCCCAUUCUGCUGUUGCCUAACUUUACUUUAUUGAGUGUUUCCUUUGCUGAGCAGAAGCUUCUUAGCUUGAUAUAAUCCUAUUUGUCUAUUUUUGUCUUUAUUGCCUGUGCUUCUGAGGUCUUAUCCAAGAAGUCUUUGCCUAUGCCAAUGUCUUGCAGUGUUUCUCCUGUGUUUUCCCAUUGAUUAUUUCAGGUCUUCUGUCUAGAUCCCUGAUCCACUGUGAGUUGAUUUUUCUCUAUGUUAUGGUUUAUGUAUGUUAUGGUUUAAGUUAUGGGUUUUGUUUCAUAGUUCUGCUUGCAGAGAUCCAAUUUUCCCAACACCAUUUGUUGAAGAGACUGUCUGUUUUCCAGUGAUUGAUUUUAGCUUGUUUGUCAAAGAUUAGUUGGUUGUAGAUGCAUGGAUUAAUUUCUGGGGUCUCUAAUCAAGUCCAUUGUUCCACAGGUCUAUUCUUGUGCCAGUACCAAGCUGUUUUGUUAAUAACUGGCUUUUAAUAUGUCUUGAAAACUGUUAUUUUCUUGCCUGCAGCUUUAUUUUUAUUUUUUUGGAUUGCUUUAACUAUUUGGGGUCUUUCAGAGUCAUUUUUUUAGAUUUGAGAAGAACAUUUUUGGUAUUUUAUUGGGAUCCCACUGAAUCUGUUAAUUGCUUGUGGAUAUUUGGAUGAAAUUUAUUCUUCCAAUCCAUUAACAUGCAAGAUUUUUCCAUUCUUUUUUGUGUUUUAUUCUAUUUCUUUCCUUAAUGUUUUGUAAUUUUCAUUGUAGAGUUCUUUCACGUGUUUGGUUAAAUUUAUCCCAAGGUAUUUUAAAGUUUUUCUAGCUAUUGUGAAUGGGACUGAUCUUACAUGUUCUCUCUCAGCCAUGCCAUUGUUUAUGUAUACAAAUGAUAUUGAUUUUUGUGUGUUGAUUUUGUAACUUGCUUUUAUUCUUAUAACAAAAUAACUUAGACAUUGACUUAUGUCUGCUUGCCUUUAUGACAAUAUCACAAGUAUAAUUAUGAGUUGUUUUGGAUAUGCUUCCCCUUUUGUUUUAUUUCCAGAUCUAUUGUUACCACCUCAUUUCAUUUUUUUGGCUGUCUUGCCUUCCUCAGCUUCCAUUAUGACUGAAAAUUUUAAAUUCAGUGACUCUCAAGAUCCCAGUGACCAUACUAUUGUCCAUGUCACCUACAAUACUCUAGCCCUCUUAAGGGAUUCUGAGCCACAUUUGUUUUGCUUUAGUUCAUCCAUCAACACACUUCCCAAUACAUUCUAUCAUGCUGAAAUAUCUUAUCUCCUAGUAAUCCUUAACUGUCUCUUCAUUGUUGCAGGUAGAUUUCUAUCUUCGGAUUUUAUAUUGUAAUUUCCAUUCAAAUAUCAAGAGGAAUAGUGUAUUUGUCAUUUUAUUUUAUUUUAUUUUAUUUUUUUUUUGACAGGCAGAGUGGAUAGUGAGAGAGAGAGAGACAGAGAGAAAGGUCUUCCUUUUUGCCGUUGGUUCACCCUCCAAUGGCCGCCGCGGCCUGCACGCUGCAGCCGGCGCACCGCGCUGAUCCGGUAGCAGGAGCCAGGAGCCAGGUGCUUUUCCUGGUCUCCCCAUGGGGUGCAGGGCCCAAGCACCUGGGCCAUCCUCCACUGCACUCCCUGGCCACAGCAGAGGGCUGGCCUGGAAGAGGGGCAACCGGGACAGAAUCCGGCGCUCUGACCGGGACUAGAACCCGGUGUGCCGGCGCCGCUAGGCAGAGGAUUAGCCUAGUGAGCCGCGGCGUGUAUUUGUCAUUUUAAACUGGAAUUUUCUCAGUCAUCUAUAUCAAUCACAUCCAAAUCUCAAUCCUCAUUGUAAAGCUCUUUGCUGAGUGCCAGGUUCAUACAUCAAUAUUUUUCUGGACAUUUCUCAGGGUGUCUUCCAAACUCAAUAUUCCACAAACUGAAGUUCCCAUUCCUUUUUCAAACUUUCCAUAUUUUCUCUGUUGGGAAGACAUUGAUAAUAUCUCCCUUCUACUUGUCUACAUCAGAAGCUUGACCAUCCUUUAUGCCAUUUCUUCCCACUCACCUCCCCCCAACCACUUAACAAAUUCAAUUACAUUUCCAAAUAUCUGUUCAGUGGAUCUGCUCCUCUUUAUGAUGUCUGAUUUGGAUUACUAAGGUGCCUUGAUGUAUUUUUCUUUAACUACUUUUACCCCUUUCCAGACCAUUCUUUAUAUGACUGCCAGGGAAACUUUUCUAUUGCAAGCUUGAUACUAUCUCUUCAUUAGAGCCACUGGGUGGCUCCUCACUGAUCUCAGGAAAAAGUAGCAAACCUUCAUGUAAUGUGUAAAGGCCUGGAUAAUCUGGACUAUGCCUUUCUUUGGUCUCCCUGUCGUCCCAAAAAGCACCCCCCAAAAAGUACCCUCCAGCCACAGUGAAUUACUUAAAUGUUCUAUGCCUUUUUUAAAAUCUGAUUUCUAUACUUCUUCCUGUCUUGGAAUCCUCUUCUCUCCCAUUUAUAUCUGUCCAGCAUUUACUCAUUCUUCAGAUCUUAAGUGUUCCUCUCUUGUGUAAAUCUGCACAAAUCUUCAAGGUUGCCCCACUCUGGCAUUUUCAUAGGACACCUCUUAAUUUGCUGCACUCCAGUACAUAGCCCUGAACUUCAUUAGAUAAGAAUUGUAAAUGAUGCUUAGUAAACAGAGAUUUUGCACAUUCUCUGAUAUGUAAGCUAAACAGUUUUUUUUUUUCAGAUUCUGUGCUUAGAUGUACUGUAUAUUUAAAUCCAAGAAAAAUGUGAAAAUAACUUUUUAUGAGAAUUUUUUCUUCAUGCAAGUUAAUUAUUGGGCUCAUUUAUUCAGUGAAAGUACUUUCAAAGCUUCCUUGCAUGAUGGGUAUUUGGCACAGCAGGUAAGACACUAUUUGGAAAACAACAACAACAACAACAAAAGGCCGGCGCCCCAUCUCACUAGGCUAAUCCUCCACCUGUGGCGCCAGCACCCCGGGGUUCUAGUCCCAGUUGCUCCUCCUCCAGUCCAGCUCUCUGCUGUGGCCCGGGAAGGCAGUGGAGGAUGGCCCAAGUGCUUGGGCCCUGCACCCGCAUGGGAGACCAGGAGGAAGCACCUGGCUUCUGGCUUCAGAUGGGCACAGCGCGCCAGCCGCAACAUGCCCACCUAGUGGCCAUUUGGGGGUUGAACCAAUGGAAAAAAGGAAGACCUUUCUCUCUGUCUCUCUGUCUCUCUCUCUCACUGUCUAACUCUGCCUGUCAAAAAAAAAAAAAAAAAAGACACUGGGAUGCCUGCAUGCCAAAUCACAGUGCCUGAGUUCAGGUCUCAGAUCUACCUCCGAUUCCUGCUAAUGUGCAUGCUGGGAGACUGCAGGUGAUGGAUCAGAUAUUAUGAUCCCAGAUACCUCAUGUGAGGCUCACACUGAGUCCCAGGCUUCCGAUUUUGGCCUAGCUCAGGCUUAGAUCCUGCAGGUAUUUGGGGAGUAAACCAGUGGAUGGAGAAUCUUUCUUCUUUCUUUCUCUCUGUUUCUUUGUGUCUUUCUUUUUCUGUCUUCCUGUCUCUGUCUCUGCCUUUCAAAUAAAUAAUAAGUAAAGGAAAUUAAAAGGCUUCAUAGAAUUUUCUUGUUUAGUUCAAAAUAUUUUUUAUAGGUUUAUUCAUUUGAGUGGCAGAAUUACAGACAGAGAGGGAGAGACAGAGAGAAAGGUCUUCCCUCUGCUCACUGGUUUACUCCAGAGCUGGGCCAGAGCUGGGCCGAUCUGGAGCCAGAAGUCAGGAGUUUCUUCCCAUUCCUGCAUGUGGGUGCAGGGGCCCAAGUACUUAGACCAUCUUCCACUGCUUUCCCAUACCAUAAGCAGGGAGCUGGUUCAGAGGAGUAGCACCCUGAAAGGAACCAGCACCUAUAUGGGAUGUUGGUGCCAAAGGUGGGCUCUUAGCGUACUAUGCCACAGCACCUGCUCAAAAUAUUUUAAAAACCAUUUGUCUAUUUGUGUAUGUUUCUAGUAUUUGAUGUUAUUAAGUCAUAGAAAAUAUUGUGUUAACAUAAAUAAGCCCUGAUCAUAUCAAAUGUUAUUUUUGCAUUUUCUACCUAUUCUUUUGCUGAAAAUUAUGUUUAUUUCAUCUUCUUUUGGCUUGCCUUCAUUUUGUAAUACUGACAUCUUUCAAAAAAGAACAGCCCUAUAAAGUAGAUUACAAUGUAUACUAAGUAUAUUGUUGGUUGUGUUACAUCAUAUAUCAUUCUCCCAGUGAUCUCAUGGAACACAUUUCUUUCUGCAAGGAAUAAAGUUGUUAUUCUUAAGAAAUAAAGAUGUUAUUCUUGAACAAUAAAAAAUACUUUGUGCAACUAAGAUGCUUAAAAGUCAUUAUGUUCUCCUUGUCUCAGCAAUAAUUAACAUUUUGAGUGCAUGGUUCUUGAACUAACUUUACUUCUGGCUCUGUCUCAUAUUUUUACCCCUUUGCCUCAUAGUUCUUACUUCCAUCAACUUUAUUUUUAUCCUAGUAUAUUAUUUGAUCCAUAUAUUUAAUUCCUUUAGGAUAAAUAGAGGUGUAAAUAAAUACACAAAGUAUUUUCCAUGUUGAAACACUUAGACCACAUAGAGACUGACAUUAUAAAUACUUUUGGUAUAAAAGCCAAAAUUAAAGUUGAAAUUUCCUGGAAUAUCAUACGUUUUAGGGUAAAAUAUUAUUGUUUUUGGAAAUGAAGAAUCUAAAAAUAGAGUUUUCUUAUGUCUCAACCCCAUGGACACCAAUUUUAGAAGGUUUGUUUCAAAUGAACAGAUUGUCCUCAAGCCUUUGGCUUCAUAGGAUUGCUAAAUACAUUGUCAUGAUUAAGCAUGGAUGAAUAGAAUUUAGCCCAUCAUUGUAAGCUUCCCCUAGAUCAAUGACUUUACGAAUGGAAAAAUAUGUUUUCUCUUCUUCUUCUGUCUAAUCAACAGUUUGCUUAUUAUACUGUCUCCAUAAUUUAUCUUAAAAUCAAUGGGAUCAAUAACCAUUGUUUCCACCUGCUCUUCCUCCAUCCAUUUUAUUGAACACAUAAAUAGCUACAGGCUUUAGAACAUCAUAAAUUAAACUAUAACUAAAAGAUUAAGCAAUCCUAGUGAUCUGAUACAUGUUAGAUGUGUGAAAAGUGGUAUUCUUUCUUUCAGAGAAAAUUGUAAGUUUGAUACUAUGAUCAUUAUAUUGACAGUAUUAAUGCCUAGUUUCAAUUUUUCCCCUGAUUUAUAGUAUAUUUUCUUCUAGGGUAAUAAAAAUUUAUGCCCUCAUCACCUAAAAUAGUUCUAUUCCUGUAUCCACAGAAAAGUGUUUUGGUAUUUUAAUGCAUUAAGCUUAUAUUUGGAAAAUUGAGGUGAACUCUUUGAAUGUUAUUGUGUUAUUAUUUGUAUAAACCAGUUAGGUAAAGGUGCCUUCUGUAUAAUCAUUGUUAUGAAGUAAUUGGGAUUUUGUAAAGAAAAUCUGUUUUAUUAUUUACAUAUUUAAAUGGUAUA
Molecule: messenger RNA, 13485 nt
Organism: Oryctolagus cuniculus (rabbit)
Lineage: Eukaryota; Metazoa; Chordata; Mammalia; Lagomorpha; Leporidae
Source: RefSeq, a predicted model, not a curated record